AUGGCAGUAGAAAUGGCCGGUGGUGAGGACGAGGGGAAACCAGGGGACGUCUACUUCGUGAGCGUGAAGAGGUUGCGGAAUGGAGGAAUGGAGUUUGAAUUGAACUUGACUGCUGCGGCGGCAUGGGCGACACGGGACGCUAUAAAGAAAAAGAUCAUCAGCAACUUUGGAUACGAGGCGGAGAUCAAGGACAAGGGAUUCGCAGUACUCAUUGAGAACAUGCCACUAUACUUCCACCCGGAAGAAGAAGAUCAAAUGACGGUGGCGAAGAUCAAUGGAUGGGACAACCACGACUUCCUGCGGGCAAGAUGGAUCAAAGCGCUAAAGAGGAGGAGACCCGGCCAGACCAGCGCGCACGUAACAGCCACUCUCUGGAUGGAAAAGAUCACCAAUGACGCGAUUAGAUGGGGGAUAACAAUCCGAGGUGCAAUAGAUGUCAAAGGUUUGGGUGCCACUACGCAGCACAAUGCUGAGAAAUCCACAACACUUGCGGAACGUGCGGCAGCAUCUCGCACGCAACCGCCAAAUGCGGGACACGCCACUUGGAGCCGCGACUGCCCGACCCUGAAGGAGAAGAAUUGUGAGGUCAACGAACAAUUCCCGGAAAACGCAUGCAAGUACUUCGUGACGGACGACCCCAACACCUGGGAACAAACACGGCAACAGAACAAGAACGACUGGACCACUGUACCAGUAAGGAAGGGUUUCUAA
Molecule: messenger RNA, 711 nt
Organism: Punctularia strigosozonata HHB-11173 SS5
Lineage: Eukaryota; Fungi; Basidiomycota; Agaricomycetes; Corticiales; Punctulariaceae
Exons: 3
Coding region: 1-711 (236 amino acids)
Source: RefSeq, a predicted model, not a curated record